UCCCAAAGUACACAUUUGACUGUCCAUAGAAAUAGUCACACAGGAGAAAAACCAUAUCAGUGUGAUAUCUGUGGUAAAUCAUUCUCAAAAAGUCCAUACUUAACUAUACAUAAACGUAUUCACACAGGAGAAAAACCAUAUCAGUGUGAUAUCUGUGGUAAGUCAUUCCCUGGCAGUAGUGCCUUAGCUACUCAUAAGCGUGUUCACACAGGAGAGAAACCAUAUCAGUGCGAUGUUUGUGGUAAACCAUUCUCACAAAGUGCACACCUAACUGUACAUAGACUUAUUCACACAGGAGAAAAACCAUAUCAUUGUGAUAUCUGUGGUAAAUCAUUCUCAAAAAAUAAAUAUUUAAGUACUCAUAGAUGUAUUCACACAGAAGAAAACCCAUAG
This is a messenger RNA of Octopus bimaculoides (California two-spot octopus), 393 nucleotides long. RefSeq names its product zinc finger protein 723-like. Lineage: Eukaryota; Metazoa; Mollusca; Cephalopoda; Octopoda; Octopodidae. The record is from RefSeq and is a predicted model, not a curated record.